This is a messenger RNA of Talaromyces marneffei, 1689 nucleotides long. RefSeq lists its product as uncharacterized. The record is from RefSeq and is a predicted model, not a curated record. Gene Ontology annotation, biological process: dolichol-linked oligosaccharide biosynthetic process; glycolipid translocation. The transcript has 3 exons. NCBI's taxonomy places the organism in Eukaryota, Fungi, Ascomycota, Eurotiomycetes, Eurotiales, Trichocomaceae. Bases 1 to 1689 code for a protein of 562 amino acids. Gene Ontology annotation, cellular component: endoplasmic reticulum membrane.
AUGAGCGAAAAUAGCCAGCAACCACCAAAGGCAUCACGCUCUGCCUUGGCGUAUGGGACAAGUUUCCUUAUACUGAUCCAAGUGGUCUCACGGCUUCUCACAUUUGCCUCGAACCAGCUAGUGUUGCGCCACUUGUCCCCGGAAAUUCUUGGUGUUGCUACUCAUUUGGAACUAUAUUACAUCACAGUACUAUACUUUUCAAGGGAGUGUGUGAGAGCCGCAAUACAACGAGAACCUAUCUCUAACAAUUCCGCAAAUGUGGAUAAACAUAACACGGACAAAACUGUGGCAGCUGAGAAGGCGGACUCGAAACAUGCCCAAGAUGACGGCACAUCGUCCCAGACGGUGGUCAAUAUGUCAUACAUUGCUAUAGCCCUUGGUCUGCCCCUAUCCGGGCUUCUCGCAUUCUUCUAUCAGUCAUGGGCAACGAAAGAAGUUCUUUCAACACCUUACUUCCAGGAAAGUCUACGUAUAGUCAGCCUAUCCUGUAUGGUAGAGCUGACUACCGAACCCUUCUUUGCAGUGGUUCAGCAGCGAAUGCUCUACAAGGAACGGGCAAUUGUGGAGACCACCGCAGCUUUUGCAAGGAGUAUAGCUACUUGUGCUAUCUCUAUCUGGGCUGCAAGAGGUGGGUGGUAUGCAGGUGUUUUGCCUUUCGCCAUGGGAUACAUAGCUUACGCAGUUGCUUUGAUCUGUGGAUACAGCUGGCAAAUGGCGGCCACAUCAACAAAGCAUAACUACUCGUUUUGGCUCAAACCGAUCCGGUCCAGGAAUGCGGCAGAGUACAUUGCAAAUAGAUUUUCGCGCACCUUGCUCUGGCUGGGUGCCAAUCUGUACCUUCAAUUGAUUGUGAAGCACUUUCUCACACAAGGAGACUCCAUGAUUCUUGCAACUUUCUCAGCCUUGGAGGAUCAAGGCAUAUAUUCAUUUGCAUCGAACUACGGCGGCCUCGUUGCGCGCAUGGUCUUCCAACCCAUCGAAGAGAGUAGUCGGAACUUAUGGUCAAAACAGCUGAAUACGGCAGACAAAGACAAAAAUGAGCAUAGAGCUCAAAUCGAAGGCGCAAGGUCCCACUUUACUGCCAUAUUACGAGCAUACUCAAUCUUGGCUGUGCUGGCCUUGGGCAUCGGUCCAGAUGUUGUCCCCAUAGGUCUCAAAACUGUCAUGGGAUCACGUUGGAUAUCGGAAAAGGUGCACAGACUGCUAUCGGCAUACUGCUGUUAUAUUCCGUUCCUUGCAUUCAAUGGCAUCACGGAAGCAUUCGUAUCUGCUGCCGUUAGCCCUGCAGAUAUGCGGAGGCAAGCAGCUUGGAUGACUGUGUUUACGUUUUGUUUCGGAGUGGCCUCCUUCUUACUUCUCACUGUUGCGAAUCUCGGCGCGCUCGGUUUGGUACUUGCAAACAUUAUCAACAUGUCAGUUCGAACCAUGUGGAGUCUUUCAUAUAUACAAGGUUACCUACGGCAAAAUGGUUCUGAGCUCAAAGUCACCGACUUCAGUCCCAAUUUGCAAACAUUGAGUGUGCUUGCCCUUACAGCCAGUCGCAAACUGUUUGACUACAGACCAUUGGGUGACGGUCUCUACGGCAUAUUGGCUACGGUUGGAUUUGCCGCGAUGUAUGGAUUGGUAAUUCUAUUUCUAGAACGCGACUACAUAAUAGGCCAGUAUAAGAAACAUGUGCGCGGUAGAUAG